AUGUCGUCGCAAAAAAGUGAAGUGAGCAAAAUUAAUAAUAAAAAAGAUAUUUGUAGAGACUUCUUGUGGGGCUGCUGUAGUAAAGGACCCGCAUGUAAAUUCCGCCACGAGUUGGUUUUGGAGGAUAUGAAAAAGACUUUAAUAUUUUGCCACGAUUUUCAAAAUCACGGAUGUACACGUAAAGAUUGUUCGUUUCUUCAUGCUAGUAGAGAGGAGCAGAAUUUAUUUGAGGUUGCGGGACAGUUACCUGAGGUUCUUGUGGAAAGGUACAAAAAUAUGUCAAUGACAAGCGGUGAAACAAUCCCGCAGAUAGCAAUGUAUAUCAGGGAGUCUCUGGCUGUAGCCCCUCCACCUCCACCGCCACCUCCUCCCCUACCAGCAACUAAUAAUAUAGCAACAUAUGGCCCCAGUCAAUCAAAGUUUAUGGGCCCAGGAUCUCAUUCAGUAAUGGCAACUGUUGGUCCUCAUAUUGCUCCUGGUCAUACUACUGCAGUCAUGCCUCCAAUACAUCCCGCUGUACCUUCAACUCCAGCAGUAGCAGUGCAGCACUUGCCUCCACCCCCUCCUCCCCCAGUACAAAAUUGUACAUCUGAAAACAGUUAUAAAGCUACAUCUCAUACAGGUGCAUUGGCAACACACCCAAUAAAUAAUCAAGUACCAGGUUUUCCAGCCAAAUUUGAUACAAGUAAACCACCACCCAUCCUACCAGCACGAUUACAAUCCAGGACUGGUAAACGUAAAUUAGCAGAUAGUGAGGCAGAGCCUUCGAAAGUAAGAAAGGAUGAGGAAACAAAAGAGGUAGCCAAUUCUUGCGGCAGCUGCAGCCAAAGAGAAUGCAGAAUAAACUUAUAUAAAAAGAAACUGGACGAGCAUUAUAUUCAAGAAGAAAAUCUUACCCUAAUAUACACAAGGAAAUUGGAGGAAUAUCAGAGAAAAAUGGACUUGCUUAAGACUUUUUUCAGCCCAGUAAUUUACUCAUUACUAGUGGAUUAUAUAGAGAAAAUGACACAAUAUCAUGUAGGUGUUCUCAAUAAAAUUCCAAGAAUUACCCAGCCUCAAACCCUACCGGAAGAACUUGUGAGGACACUGCUGACAUCUAUAAGGUCAGCACCCAGCACAUCAAACGUAAACAAUAUUCAGGAACUAUUAACUAGACUGAGUGAGAUGCAAAAUGUACAAAACACUGUCAACGACAGUCAAAAUCGGACACUUGGUGUCGAAUAUAGCUAUACAAACGGACAGAGAACCGAUGCAAUGUCAACAAGGCAAAAUAGUUCCCAAGUGGAUGUUAACCAAGCGCAUUCAAAUCGCACAACUACUUCAAUGAAUGUUCCAAAGACUAUGCCCUCAAUAUACAGUGUUCCACCUCCGAAUAUUAGGAGUUAUUUGCCGCAACCGACCGUCCCUCCAACACAAAAUACAGCAACCAUGUCUGGGUUCAAUCAGCAACAUAAUUAUAGCGCACCAACGACAAAUAACGUUACAAAUUGUGUGCCAAGUGUGACUCUACCACCCGCGAACAAUCGAGAGUUCACGUACACGCCCAUGCCUGGGUACAGUCAGCAACAAAAUUAUGGUGUACCAACAGUGUUCAAUAACACGAAUAGCACACCAAGCCAACCUCCACCUCCCACAAGUAAUAACGAUUAUCCUUAUUCAUCUAUAGCUGGCUACAGUCAGCAGUACAAUUAUAGUGUAACAACGGCAUUCAAUAAUAUAAACAAUGUACCAAGUAUCGUUCCAACACACAAUCACCAUAUUAUUACUCAUACACCCGUGACUGGAUACAGUCAACAGUAUAAUUAUAACGUUCCAACAUCAUACAACAAUGUACCGAUAACGUCGACCCAACCCUCGACCAGUCGCAAAAACUAUUCAUUUAACAAUACGGCAAACAAGCCACCAUAUUAUCAAGCACGUCAAUAGCAUUCGGUUAUGAUCGCCCAUUUGGCGAUAAGGACUGAUAUUUUUUUAUAAUAUAAAUAAUACUAUUAGUGCAUUAUAAUAUCGAACACUGCAACAAACGGAUGGUUGUU
Molecule: messenger RNA, 2036 nt
Organism: Leptidea sinapis
Lineage: Eukaryota; Metazoa; Arthropoda; Insecta; Lepidoptera; Pieridae
Exons: 13
Coding region: 1-1926 (641 amino acids)
Molecular function (GO): metal ion binding
Source: RefSeq, a predicted model, not a curated record